Messenger RNA from Vespa velutina, 4754 nucleotides. It is a transcript of the gene snu, whose product is annotated as ABC transporter G family member 23. Lineage: Eukaryota; Metazoa; Arthropoda; Insecta; Hymenoptera; Vespidae. The record is from RefSeq and is a predicted model, not a curated record. The transcript has 16 exons. Gene Ontology annotation, cellular component: membrane. Bases 1350 to 3836 code for a protein of 828 amino acids. Gene Ontology annotation, molecular function: ATP binding; ABC-type transporter activity; ATP hydrolysis activity.
GAGAGAGAGAGAGAGAGAGAGAGAAUCUCGAAAGGAUGGUAGGUGAGGGUUGGGUGGGGGGUUACAUCUCCCACCCUGAGGAUCGUAGAGAAGUAGGCAGGGAAGCAGACAACAGACAGGUAGACAGGUAAGCAAGCAAGCAAGCAAGCAGAGAGAGAGAAAGUGCUCGCAAGACGGUACCGCUCGUUAAUAAUUCGUUUAGUUUGCGUAGAAUCGCACAUCGGUUCGGAUCGCGAAUAUUUCUAACGUUCUCUCUCUCUCUCUCUCUCUCUCUCUCUACUUCUCUCUCUCUCUCUACUUCUCUCUCUCUCUUUCUCUUUCUCUCUCUCUCUCUCUCUAUAUCUAUCUAUCUAUCUCUCUGUCCCUUUCAUUUUCAGUGUGUGCGCGUGUGUUAUAAUAGUACAGUUCGCAUCGAUUUUUCCCGAAAGGAGGGAAGAAAAAAAAAGAAAUAAAAAAGGAAAAAAAAAGAAAAGAAAGAAGAACAGUGAACGUUCGAAAAAAUCACGUUAUUUCUUCCUCAAAAAAAAAAAAAAAAAAAAAAAAAGAAAAAACACGAAGAAAGAAACUCACUCAACCUUAUCGCGAACCCCCUUCUCCUCCUCCUCCCUGGCCCCUCCACCACCACCCUUUCCCCCUCACGUGCGUUUCUUCUCGUACCAAGUUAAUUUUAUUUGACUUGUUCGGACUCAAUUUUUAUUUUUCGUGAAAACGAAAACUCUCGUACUCGCGUACGAACGUACUACGCCAGUUGCAAUUAGUUUUAUAACGAGCCAAGAGGCAUUAGAAGUGUUUAAAAAGGAUUCGAGCUACAAAAAAAAUUUUUUUUCACACUUUCUUUCAAAAGUAUAUAUGUAUAUAAAUAUAUAUAUAUACAUAAUAUAUUAAUCGUGUGAGUAAUAUCGUUGAUGAUAAAGAACAUAUACAUCGAUGAAGGAUUUCUCAAAGGAUUAUAACGUACGAACGCUCUCGUGUUACGAAUCCUUUUAUUUUUUCGUGUAAUCCAUUUGCAUUAACUGUGGAUCAUCUCGAGAAAAAGGAAAAGAAAGGAGAAAAGAAAAUAAACAGGAAGAAGGAAAAAAGAAAGGAGACACUACUGUCACGGUCGAAGAUUAUAAGGAAAUAAGGAAAGGAUUAGCAGGAUCAAUGAUCGGAAGUUAAAGCAUUAGAUAAAAUCAUCGGAGCGUUAAUUAGUCGUGCAUUAGGCAGAGACGGCUUUGAAAGAAUUUCACAAAGAAAUCAUCGACAACAACGACGACGACGAUGACGAUGAUGAUGACGAUGACGAUGACGACGAUGACGACGAUGACGAUGACGACGACGACGAGGAUGGUGUGGUCGUAAGGCUACGAAUGAACGACGUGAAAGACCAAGAGAGAAAUAUACUUUCUAGAAGGUACAAAGGAAAAUGCAAGUGUUUGCCAAGUGCAUUCGCUAAAGUAUUGUCCAAUACCGUCUCCAUCUUCUCGCAACGUGGCGACAGUACCGCGGACGGCGGUGGUGGUAUAAUAAACCCAAAUUUCUCAAUGAACGUUAUUCAAAAUAACGCAGAGAGUAACAUAGAUCUAACAAUGGUCACAACUAAUCCAGUCUUGGCUACGCCAGGAUUAAAUAGUCCAGCAUGGAAUCGACAACAGGCUGUUAGCGUUAGACACGCUUUCAAAACUUAUGGCAGUAAUAAAAAUCCAAAUCACGUUAUACAAAAUCUCAGUAUGACGGUAGCCAAAGGAUCAAUAUACGGUCUCUUGGGUGCCAGUGGUUGUGGAAAAACAACAUUAUUAUCCUGCAUCGUCGGACAAAGACGUUUGAAUUCCGGAGAGAUUUGGGUUUUAGGUGGUAAACCGGGUACAAAAGGUUCCGGUGUACCCGGGAAAAGAGUUGGUUACAUGCCACAGGAGAUAGCCCUAUAUGGUGAAUUUACUAUACGCGAAACUAUGUUGUACUUCGGUUGGAUAUUCGGCAUGGACACCGCUGAAAUUGUCGAUAGGUUACGUUUUUUAUUACAAUUUUUGGAUUUGCCAUCGCAAAAUCGGCUUGUCAAAAAUCUCAGUGGUGGCCAACAAAGACGGGUAUCGUUCGCAGUGGCUCUCAUGCACGAUCCUGAACUUUUAAUACUCGACGAACCAACCGUGGGCGUUGAUCCGUUACUCAGACAAAGCAUUUGGAAUCAUCUAGUACAGAUAACCAAAGAUGGCAACAAGACAGUCAUCAUCACGACUCAUUAUAUCGAAGAGGCUCGACAAGCUCAUACGAUCGGAUUAAUGAGAAGUGGACGUUUAUUAGCCGAGGAAUCACCACGGGCACUUCUGACGAUGUACAAUUGUACAUCGCUCGAGGAUGUUUUUUUAAAACUAUCCAGGAGACAAGGUCAAUACGCCCAACCAACAACGGAAUUAAAUAUUUCGAACAAUAUUAGUUUGGCUUCUUUAAAUUGGGGAAAGAAGGAUGAACCAGUUUAUGUCACCGAAGAAUCUGGUGUGGUUGGUUUGAAUUUCUAUCAAAGCAAAGAAGUUCUCAUUCAUGAUUCGACGAAUGGAGUUGGCAAUCAUUAUGACCUCACGAACAAAUCAUUACACGGAAGUAAAGCAGACUCAACGCUGGAAUGUAGUAAUUUUACAGAUUGUUACAAUAUUACUAGCGUAGGAAAAAUAAGGGCCCUCUUGCAAAAGAAUUUCUUACGUAUGUGGAGAAAUAUCGGUGUUAUGUUGUUCAUCUUCGCAUUGCCAGUCAUGCAAGUGAUACUUUUCUGUUUGGCAAUUGGAAGGGAUCCAAUAGGUUUAAAAUUGGCUAUAGUUAACCACGAAGUUUUUUUCGAAAAUAUGACAUGCCCUGUCUCGGAAGGCUGUGAUUUCUCUUUACUGAGUUGUCGAUAUCUCAAAUUUCUCAAUAACGAUACAAUUAUAAAGAAUUAUUAUCCGGAUCCUGAGGCAGCACAAGACGCUGUACGAAAAGGUGAGGCAUGGGGGAUGCUAUAUUUCACAGAAAAUUUCACGGAUGCUUUAGUCGCACGAAUGGUACUUGGAAGGGAUGCUGAUGAUGAAACUCUCGAUCAAAGUGAGAUCAGAGUUUGGUUAGAUAUGUCCAAUCAACAAGUUGGCCUAAUGUUGAUGAGGGAUCUACAAUAUUCAUAUCGGGAUUUCGCCAAAGAUCUAUUGAUAGCGUGCAAAGAAAAUUCAAAGUUGGCUGACGUUCCGAUUCAAUUCAAGGAUCCGAUCUAUGGAUCGAACGAGCCAAGUUUCACGGAUUUCGUUGCACCCGGUGUUAUACUAACCAUCGUGUUUUUCCUGGCGGUUGCUUUAACCUCAUCUGCAUUGAUCAUCGAGAGAAUGGAAGGAUUGUUGGAUAGAAGUUGGGUAGCAGGAGUAACACCCGGUGAAAUACUUUUCUCCCACGUGGUAACCCAAUUUGUCGUUAUGUGCGGUCAAACGGCAUUGGUAUUAAUAUUCAUGAUAUUAGUUUUCCGAGUCGAAUGCAAAGGUGAAAUAGGAUGGGUGAUUAUAUUGACGAUACUUCAAGGUCUCUGUGGCAUGUGCUUCGGAUUCGUAAUUUCGGCAAUUUGCGAGCUCGAAAGAAACGCCAUCCAAUUGGCCCUGGGUAGUUUCUAUCCCACACUUCUUCUCAGUGGUGUGAUAUGGCCCAUAGAGGGUAUGCCAACAGUUUUACGAUAUGUCUCGCAAGGUUUACCCUUGACGAUGGCAACUACGGCACUUCGUUCUAUGCUGACUCGUGGUUGGAGUAUAUCAGAGCCAGAUGUGUACAAUGGUUUUAUAUCUACUAUCAUUUGGAUCGUAGUGUUCCUCACAAUAAGCAUGUUGGUCCUUAAGUUCAAGCAUAAAUAGAAAGAAAGAAAGAAAGAGAGAGAGAGAGAGAGAGAGAGAGAGAGAGAACGGUUACGUUAUAAUGAUAGAACAAAUUUUAGGAUAAGAGUGAAAGGUGGAGGGGGACAAGGUUGAAGAGAAAGAUGAAAAAAUAUUUUUUAUUGUAAAUUAAAAAUUAACUUCGUUCAUAUUCUUGUAACUGUAUCGAGGCGAUUAAGAAUGAGGGAAAAUGAAGAAAAGUAAUAGGGAAGAUCGAAGAAAAAACAAAUGAUAGUAUGAAUGAUAAAGUUUUUUUUUUCUAUUUUCUCUCUUUCUCUCUCUCUCUCUGUCUCUUUCUGUUCCCCCCCCCCUCUCUCUCUUUCCUUCUCCCUCUCCGACUCUUUCGUAAAUCAUCACUCCGAAAUGUGAUGAUUAAUGCGCAUAUGUGUAUAUAUGUGUUGCCAAAAUGAUUUUAAGUUUGAUAUGAUUGCGUGUAUGUAUGCGUGUGUGUCUGUGUGUACUCUUAAAUAAUAAAAAAAACGUGUACGUGUACGUGUGCGUACGUCUGUGCAUGUGUCUACUCUUGUGUGCGUGUAUUUGUAUUAUUUUUGGAUAAAUUCACUUAGGGAUUUAUUUUUUACUUAUUAACGUUUCUACAUAUUAUAUAUAUAUAUGUGUGUGUGUAUGUGUGUAUAUGUACGUUUGUAUGCUUAUAUAUAUAUUUCUUUUUUCAAUUUGUUUUUAGUCAUAUCUUAUAUACAUUCUCAGAGUAUAAUUAAUGCAUCUACGUUUACGGAUGCCCCGGUAAACUUGUUCGCAAGAAUAGAAGAAAAAUAGAUUAUAAGUAAAACGGAAAAAAAAAAAAACAAACCAAAAAAGAACAAAAAAAGAAGACAAGAACAAAAAUUUAGUUGAAUAUGUUGAUCAUAGAGAUUAUUAUUAUUAUUAUUAUUAUUAUUA